AUGGUGGCAAACACAAAAGACAAUGGCAUUGGAAAGGAUAAUGUAGACUUGGCGGCGGAGGUGGGCACCCCGUCGGUGCGCACCGAGACCAACGACAAUGGCGAGGGAAAACGGACUCCGAUGGAUACAGGGACUGAUCAGGACACGGUCCGGAACGUCUCUGAGUCAGAUCCCAAAACGGACCUGAAACCGCGAAUUACCCGGUCAAGGACCAGGGAGACCAAAGCGGUGCGCGAAAGGGCUGGACGCAGCCUUCCAGCAAGUACGGAGAGGGACCGGAGCACAGGCGGUAGGGGAAGGAAUAGGUCCCCCCUAAUAAAUGACAAGGCGGGCAAGCCCUAUAAACAUGGGAAACGUGCACAUGAAGACGACGCUGGGAAUAUGCAGCCGGAUGUUGCCCCAAAAAUAAACACUGCGCGUAGAGGAAAAGCUGGGUGUAAAUAUUCAGGCAUGGCAAGAGCUAAAGCACAACUGCGGAAUUCUUAUUCGGAUGAGUAUGAAAUGAUCUCUGACAUUGCUGAGAAUGCGGAGCGACGUUUCACACGUGCACGAGGGAAGGACAUCUCUGAGUAUAUCAGGGCAACUCCUGCCAUCAGCUCAGAAGUUGCAAAAAGCUCAUCCCCGGUCCCAGUAAUCUAUGAGGGGGACAUAAUCGACGAAGUCUGCACGGAAGCCAACAAUGUGCUAGAGGAGGCUCGCAAAUCCGGGAACUUGAAUGGCCAAGUGCACGGCAGGAUUAACAAUUCCUGCCGACGCAUCCUGCAGGCGAUGAAAAAAUUACAGUCCCGCGAGGAGGGGGACGAGCUGCGAGCUCUCAAGGCAGAUAACAAGAGGAUGAAAGAGCAGCUUGCACAACUCCAAGCGGAGACAAAGGCGCUAAGGAAAGCUUACUCCGAGAGGAACACAAAAGUUAAAGCGCAGGCGCCAGCAUCGGCAUUAGAAACUCAUCAACUGCCAGAGAUUGUCGCGUCAGUAUUUGAGGAGUUCAAGGAGGACCUGAAAAAAGAGCUCCACAUCUCCUUGGGGGACAUGAUUAAUGUACGCAUAGGAGAGGUGAGAGCUCUCCUCCCCCCUGCGCCGACGCUCCGCCCUCCUCUGGCGGCAGACCGCAAUAAUGCGGCACGAGCAGCGAGUAACCAGGCUGAACCCGCACAGGUAGCCAGCUUGUCACAAGCUGAGAGCAGGCCAGCUACAUCAGGAGCGACCCUAAUGCCCCCUGCUAGGCCAGGCCCAGCGGAGAAACGAGCCAAGAAGAAGGCCAAUGCGGGUGCCAAGCAAGCCACAGCCAGUCUGGCCGGCCCCUCAGCGACGACCACUCAGGUGUCUGCACCCCAGACCACUUGGAGGGAAGUGGUCAGCAAGAAGGCUCGGAGAAAGGCAAACAAAGCUCCCCCGCCGCCGGCCUCUAAGACAGCAAGAAUGCCUUCAACACCGAAGAAGCUAUCAGAGCCCAACACUGCUGCGGUUGUGAUAGCCCUUAAGCCGGAAUCUGAGGCCUCGUACGCUUCUAUAAUGGCCAAAGUGACGGCCUCAUUUAAACUGUCUGAGAUCGGGCUAGAGCACGUAAAGAUAAGGAAGGCGGCGGAUGGUGCCCGGUUAAUUGAGGUUCCGGGAGCAGACAAGGGCAGAGCAGCAGACGAACUCUGCACUAAGCUAGCAGGUCUGGUCGGCGAAGAAGCUAAGGUGUACCGCCCUGUAAAAAUGGCAAGGCUGAGAAUCUCGGGGCUGGAUGAGGCCUGA
Cydia pomonella (codling moth) is the source of this 1740-nucleotide messenger RNA. RefSeq lists its product as uncharacterized. NCBI's taxonomy places the organism in Eukaryota, Metazoa, Arthropoda, Insecta, Lepidoptera, Tortricidae. The record is from RefSeq and is a predicted model, not a curated record. Bases 1 to 1740 code for a protein of 579 amino acids. The transcript is spliced from 2 exons.